CUGGGGCCAGAGCACACGGAGUGAGGCUGAGUCAGAGCCAGAAGGGCCAAACACGAAUUCGUGCACCUCUCAUCUUGCAUUUAAUGAAGGGAACAACCUGCCUUACCUGUGCUGCACACCUGAGCACUGAUCAGAGACACCCAGAGACACAGGAGGAGCAGGAGCUGCGCUGGGAGAGGCUGGGCAGGAGGAAAAUCUCCAGCUGCUUUUGGGGUCUCUAGAGCUCCUGUGUUACAGUGUCCCUGGAUCUCCCUCCUCUCCCCAGGAUGCUGGGAAGGGUCCUGUGCACAGUGCUGUUCGUGGGAGCCCUGCCACCCCCAGCUGGAGCCUCCCAGGGCCACAUCUCCGUCAUCCUGCUGGGAGCCACGGGGGAUUUGGCCAAGAAGUAUUUGUGGCAGGGUCUGUUCCAGCUCUACAUGGACCAAGUGAGCAGUGGCCACAGCUUCACGUUCCACGGGGCUGCCCUGGCAGCUCUGGAGCCGGGGCAGAGGCUGAUGUUUGAUGUGCUGAAGCAGCUGUCCUGUCCCCCCGACGAGCCUCCCAACCGCUGUGCCGUGCUCAAGGACCAGUUCCUGAAGCUCAGCCAGUACCACCAGCUGAAGACUGCCGAGCACUACGCAGCUCUGAACAGGGAGAUUGAGACCCUGCUCAGCCAGGAGGGGCUGGAGGAGGCUGGCAGGAUCUUCUACUUCUCCGUGCCACCCUUUGCCUACACGGAGAUCGCGGGGCACAUCAACAGCAGCUGCCGGCCGCGCGCCGGGGCCUGGCUGCGCGUGGUGCUGGAGAAGCCCUUUGGCCAUGACCUGCCCUCGGCCCAGCAGCUGGCUGCACAGCUGGCAGGCUUCUUCAGGGAGGAGGAGAUGUACCGUGUGGACCAUUACCUGGGCAAGCAGGCUGUGGCCCAUAUCCUGCCUUUUCGGGAUCAGAACCGACAGUUUCUGGACCCCAUUUGGAACCGGCACCAUGUGGAAAGAGUGGAGGUGGUCUUGAAGGAGACUGUGGAUGCUAAAGGCCGCACCAGCUUCUACGAGCAGUACGGGGUGAUCCGGGACGUGCUGCAGAACCACCUCACCGAGGCCCUCCUGUUCCUCAUCAUGGAGCUCCCUGCCAACGUCAGCAGUGCCCAGGAGGUGGUGCAGCACAAGCUGCAGGCCUUCCAGGCCCUGUGGGGGCUGCAGAGGAGCAGCGCCGUGCUGGGGCAGUACCAGGCCUACGACAGCCAGGUGCAGGAGGAGCUGCCCGAGGCACGGGGCCACGUCAGCACCACGCCGACCUUUGCAGGAGUGCUGAUCCACAGCCACAGCCUGCGCUGGGACGGGGUCCCGUUCCUGCUCACCUCGGGGAAGGCUCUGGAUGAGCGGGUGGGCUACGCCCGCGUCCUCUUCAGGAACAGGGCCUACUGCCCUCAGAGUGGCACGCUGAGGGAUGCAGGCCACAGCCAGUGCAAACCCAAGCAGAUCAUCUUCUACUUUGGGCACGGUGCUCUCAACACCCCCGCGGUGCUGGUGAGCAGGAACCUCUUCCGGCCUGCCAUGCCCAAGGACAGCUGGAAGGAAGCAGGAGCUCGCUCAGACCUGCACAUCUUCGGACAGCCGCUGUCUGAUUUCUACAUGUACAGCCCUGUCAAGGAAAGGGAUGCCUAUUCUGUCCUCAUCUCCCACAUCUACCACGGCAGGAAGGAUUUCUUCAUCACCACGGAGAGCCUGCUGGCCUCGUGGGCCUUCUGGACGCCUCUGCUGGACAGCACGUCCCGCCAGCCCCCGCGCCUCUACCCCGGCGGCGUGGAGAACCAGCAGCUGCUGGACUUUGAGAUGGUGGCCGGGGGAGUGGAGUUCAGCCUGGCAGAGCCGGCAGAGCUGCUGCACCCCAGCGGGCAGAUGCCAAGUGAGUUCAGGGCCAUCCAGUCCCAGUUCCGGCAGAGUCCCCUGGUGUCGGCCUGGGCCGAGGAGCUGAUUGCCCGGCUGGCCUCCGACAUGGAGGCGGCGGCCGUGCGCAGCGUGGCUCGCUCGGGCCAGUUCCACCUGGCCCUGUCGGGCGGCUCCAGCCCCGUGGGGCUGUUCCAGCGCCUGGCCAGGCACCACCACGGCUUCCCCUGGCAGCACAGCCACGUGUGGCUGGCAGACGAGCGCUGCGUGCCCCUGACCGACGGCGAGUCCAACUUCCAGGGCCUGCACCGGCACCUCCUGCAGCACGUCAGGGUGCCCUACCUCAACAUCCACCCCAUGCCCGUGCACCUCAACCGCCGCCUCUGCGUGGAGGAGGACGGCGGUGCCGAGCUCUACGCCCAGGACAUCGCGGCCCUGGUGGCCAACGCCAGCUUCGACCUGGUGCUGCUGGGCGUGGGCACGGACGGACACACGGCCUCGCUCUUCCCCCGCUCCGAGCACGGCCUGGAAGGGGCUGCCACGGUAGUGCUGACCGAGAGCCCCGUCAAGCCCCACCAGAGGAUGAGCCUCAGCCUGCCCCUCAUCAACAGGGCCAGGCAGGUGUUCGUGCUGGUGCUGGGCAAGGGCAAGCACGACAUCACCGCGCUGCUCAGCAGGGUGGGCCGCGAGCCCCGCAAGUGGCCCAUCUCGGGGGUCAGCCCCAGCUCUGGCCAGCUCGUCUGGUACGUGGACUAUGAAGCUCUGCUGGGGUGAUGCUGCAGUGUCCCUCCUCCCCUGUCUGCGUGGCCUUCACAGCCUGGAUUGUCACACACAAUGUCCUUGUUCCUGCGUUGCCAGCAGCAGCUCCAUCCCUGACACCUCCGGCCCUCAGGGGGACCCAAGGCCUGCAGCACCCCUGGCACUGGAGCCUGGGUGAGCUGGGCUCAGUGGCCAGAGCUCAGGAGGAGCCACAAGCCCAGUGUGGCCUUUCUGGCUCUGCUCUGGGUUCUCUGCCCUGCACACCUCUGGUGUUUGAGCCUGGGCUCUGUGUUUGGAGCUCAGGAGGAGCCACAAGCCCAGUGUGGCCUUUCUGGCUCUGCUAUGGCUUCUCACUGAGACUUUGGACAAAUGACUUCACCUUGAAGUGCCUCAGUUUCCCUGUUUGUGCUUACUGGCAUUUAACUACCUCACAGGUACUUCAGGGGACUUGUUAAAUCAACUGCCUGCCAAAUUCUGUCUAAUUUAAUGUAAUUCUCAGGCUAGAGACAACAGUACCACAUUGAUCCCUGCCCUGCUCAGCCUGGCUGGGCCAGGCCCUUGUCUCAGGGCAGUGAUGGUGGUUUGCACGUGGAUGUGUAACCCUGGAUGUGUUGGGGCUCUGGAAAUAACGGGGCAGGCUGAGAGUAUGGCACAGCUCUGCUCUCCAAUUAUUGCACUCUGAGAGUGCAAUAAUUACUGAGGGAAAGCUUGGUGCUCAGAGGAAAAGCUUGGGUUUAGCUAGCAGAGAAAUCUUAUUUUUGAGCGAAAAUGCCCGUGUUCACUUCAUUCCAGUUCUUUUGUAUUUGGUGCGAGGGAACAAGUUUUAAUGAAAAAGUGACCUAUGAGAGAGUAACUAUAUUGUUAUGAAUACCAGUUUAUUCCUGUCUUACAGGUGACUGUGGCAUUAGAGUUUUCUUAUUUUUGCACACUUGCUUGGCAAUAUGUGGCUGGCACCUUUUGAAAUGAACACUGAAAGGUUCAUUUGCACUUUGAAAUAAGCACAUGGGCUUUUCCCCAGGGACCUACUGUUCUUUGCAGGUGAAAAUAGGCUUUAUUUGUGAAGUCUCUAUCUAGUGGGUCACCCCAAAAUAUAUCCAAGAUUUUAUUAAAAUCCAUUAAAAGUU
Molecule: messenger RNA, 3748 nt
Organism: Agelaius phoeniceus (red-winged blackbird)
Lineage: Eukaryota; Metazoa; Chordata; Aves; Passeriformes; Icteridae
Source: RefSeq, a predicted model, not a curated record